CUGCAUCUCCAGAAAGCCAGAAACCCAACUCUGGGACUGGGUAUCCAUCUCCCAACACUUUCGACAACAACCCACGAUUUGUUUUUGCGCUCAAUCAAUUCCCCCAAGUCGUUGAGCUCGUAAUCUCGCCGAAAGUCGAGUUCUUUUCCCAGCUAGCUCCCUCCCUCAGUCGCCGAGCAAAAAGGGGGGGAAACUAUGGCUGCUGCUGCUUCCUUCGUGGCUUCCGCUGCUACUGGAGCUGGACUGGAGCUAGUUUUCGGCACUUUCCUCAAAGUAAUCUUCGAGGUAAAGAAGACCAACUCCCAAUUCGAUCCGGCCCUCGAGCUCCUGGAAGCAACCGUGAAGGAUCUGACCCCCGAUAUCAAGAGAAUCGACGCUUUCAACAGGGAGUUCGAUCGGCCCGACGAGAUGGCCGAUCUCAAGGAGCUGAUGGCGAAGGCGGAGAAAUUGGUCCGCAAAUGCUCCAAGAUCUGGCGUUACAAUAUCUACAAGAGGUAUUUCCACGCCAAGAAGCUUCUCAAGUUGAACGACGAGAUCCCUCUGUAUAUCGGCAGCGUUAUGCAGAUCAUUCAGUUUGCAGACCAGAAAGAGACCCUUUUUGAAGUGAAACAGGUGAGUAACCAGAUCAGGAAGUCCCUCCCUCGAGUUGUGCAGGGUCUGUGCUCACCUCCCGAGCUGAAAGUGGUGCCAAUUGGGUUGGAGAGUCCAUUGAAGGAGUUGAAGGAAGAGCUGCUGAGAAAUGAGCUUCCACUUGUUGUCAUUUCUGCUCCUCAAGGGUGUGGGAAGACCACUCUGGCUACUGCACUCUGUCACGACCGGGAGGUUCGAGACAAGUUCAAGGGCAAUGUUCUGUUUGUCACAUUUGGGACAAGUCCUUGCUUGGUGGAGAUAGUGGGAAGACUUCAUGAGCACUACAAUUGCCCGCUGACUGAAGAACUAUAUAGUGACGAGGACGUAAUUUCUGAACUAGAGAUCCUGAUGAGGAGGAUAGAACCCGAUCCUGUUCUGUUGGUAAUUGAUGAUGUUUGGUCCCGAUCGGAAUCUCUUCUAGAGAGGAUCAAGUUCCAAAUAAAGAACUACCAGAUUUUGGCGACCUCUAGUUCCGAGUUCCCCAGAAUUAGUUCCACUUUCAGAAUGAAACCCUUGAACCAUGAAGAUGCCUUGGCUGUUUUCCAUAAUACCGCAUUCGCGAAUGAUGGUAGCACAUUUAUUCCAGAUCAAGCUGUUGUGAGCAAGAUUGUUGAAGCAUGCAAAGGGUACCCAAAAGCAAUUGCAAGGAGCGGGAGCUCACUACGAGGGAAGCCUGCCGCGGAAUGGCGUAAGAGAGCUAAGGAAUGUUCUGAAUCUGCACAUUCUUCUAAUUUUGGGACUCAAGAAUCUUUUGAAAGCAAAGCCGAGGGAUACUGGGUGGACCAAGGUUCAUUCUCUGAAGUAACCCAAAAGCAAUUGCAAGGAGCAUGCACAGGGCACCCAAAAGCAAUUGCAAGGAGCGGGAGCUCACUACGAGGGAAGCCUGCUGCGGAAUGGUGUAAGAGAGCUAAGGAAUGUUCUGAAUCUGCACAUUCUUCUAAUUUUGAGACUCAAGAAUCUUUUGAAAGCAAAGCCGAGGGAUACUGGGUGGACCAAGGUUCAUUCUCAGAAAUAACCCAAAAUUCUCCUAAUGCUACCCUUGCUGACAUGAAGAUAGAACUGCACAAGUCAGUUGAGGGUGAUGCCAUAGUCGAUUCACACCAGAUCUCUUGUCAGAUUUCAGUCGAUUUUCCUAGUGAGACCAGUAGAGAUUGCUUCUUGGAUGAUCAACGGUUUAUCGUGGAGCAAGGUCUGUUGAGAGAAUUGGCCAAUCUUGGAAACCAAAAAGGGAGCAUUGACAACCAAGGAAACGACUUCCCAAUGAAAGCAGCAGGAACUAAAUACCCAAAUGCUGAAAUCGUCCCAAUCGCUCUGGUGCAGGGUUAAACUAUUCACCAGCCUGAUUCUCCCUAUUGGCCAUGUAAGUUUUUGAUGAUACUUGUACAGCAUAUGCAACAUUAUCGGCAUGGUUUCCACGUUGGGUUGGCUGCUUGCAACACAAGUCUGUGCUGUUGAAGUUGUCCCAAAUAUUGGUGGCAUGCUGGAAUCUUUCUGCAGUUCAACGAAAUGUAUGAAUAAGCUUUGCAAGCAUGGUUCCUUAGGAGCAGCGAUGAACCAACUGAGGAGGUUUAAUCUCAGGGAGGGGUCACAUCUGUGGCAGAAACACAUGAAAUCCUCAUCAAAUUAUAGUCAGCAAUGUUGUUAAUAUGGAUCGCGACCAGUGGAAUCAUCAGUUUGUGUCUCAUUAUUUAGUUCACUUCUUGAUCAAAUUAAUCUGCAUACAGUACCUUAUUGUAAUCUCUCUCACACUCAACUAGCGGGAAUAUAAUGCAAUGUAGUCUUUCGCAUCAUACUCCCCCGGAUUUGGGUUACCAUUAGUGUGGAAUGCUAGGGAUUGUUUGGUAGUUGUGGUUGUAUUCUAAUGGAUAUGUAUUGCAAAUAUAUCUAUGUAUUGAUGGAAUAAUUGUGUUGUAAUGUACGAUUAAGUGUUUUUGUAGCUCAAAAAAUGGAAAAGAUACUAUUACUUUUCGG
Molecule: messenger RNA, 2601 nt
Organism: Linum tenue
Lineage: Eukaryota; Viridiplantae; Streptophyta; Magnoliopsida; Malpighiales; Linaceae
Source: the annotation of a GenBank genome assembly